AUGGAUUUUCCUAUGGCUAUAGCAAAAGCAGAGUCAAGAUUGCAAUGCGUUGCUUAUAUUGCACAAGUACUCUGAGUACAAAAUUCUUAUAGCAACUCUAAAUCGGAUCCAUAUUUAUUAGGAUUUUGAAGCGCAACACCAGCGUACGUAAAAGAAUUAAAAGACAUUUAUUUGGAUAUUACUUCUAGUUUAACAAAAUGAAAUUAUUGCUCAAGUCAAACAAUUUUGACUGAUAAGCGCAUUAAUGUAUGAGAUUCAGGCCAAAUAAAAAAAGAAAGCUUAUUAAAUAUGCUAUCCCAGUCUAUUCAGAAAGUAAAAAUCAUUUAG
Messenger RNA from Blepharisma stoltei, 327 nucleotides. NCBI's taxonomy places the organism in Eukaryota, Ciliophora, Heterotrichea, Heterotrichida, Blepharismidae. The record is from the annotation of a GenBank genome assembly.